UCGAUUGAAACAAGCGAAUCGAGGUGGCCUGCAACUACCCUAAACAACACUGCAUAAGAAGCCAACAAACUAGUAUAUAACGCCCACCAUACCCUCUUCAUUUUCAGUACCACCUCACCAUCCUCCAUUCAUAUCGACGAUUUUCACCCACCUCUUUCUCUCUCUCUCUCUCUCUCUCUCUCUCUCUCUCAGUUUCUCAAUCUUUCAAUGGCGCUCAAGCUCCAUGGAAUUCCCAUGUCCACUUGCACCACUCGUGUCCUCACCUGUCUCCAUGAGAAAGGCUUGGAUUUUGAGCUUGUCCCUGUUAAUCUCUUUGGAGGUGAACAUAAGCAGCCUCCUUUUCUUGCCAAGAAUCCCUUUGGACAGAUUCCAGUUCUGGAAGAUGGAGAUUUCACUCUUUUUGAAUCUAGAGCAAUAACAGCAUAUUUGGCCGAGAAAUACAAGGAAACGGGGUGUGAUCUCUUGAGGCACAAUGACCUCAAAGAAGCUGCAUUGGUGAAGGUAUGGUUGGAGGUUGAAUCCCAACACUACUAUCCUGCAAUAUACCAGAUUGUGUACCAGUUCUUCGCGUUGCCUUUACAAGGCAAGACGGCCGAUCAGGCCAUUAUUGAUGUAAAUCUGGAGAAGUUGGGUAAGGUUCUGGAUGUGUAUGAGGCCAGGCUGGGCACCACAAAGUGCCUAGCAGGAGAUUUCUACAGCUUGGCUGAUCUUCACCACCUUUCUUACACUCACUACUUCAUGAAGACGCCAUGGGCUUCCCUCAUAAACAGCCGUCCCAAUGUGAAGGCAUGGUGGGAGGACAUUUCCUUAAGGCCAGCUUUCAAGAAAGUGGCUGAGGGCAUGACUUUCGGUGAGAAGUGAUCGGUUUCUGAGCAGUGUGGCUCUAUGUUUUGGGGUAAUAUUAAUUGUAGUAGUUGCUGCCUCUUAAUUACGUGUAUUUAAGUGUGAGACCACGUAAUAAUUACUGAUUAUGUGUUAUGAUUUGCCCUCAAUUAAUCAGAAAUGUGGAAUUAUCUGGGGCUUCUCCUCGUGGUAA
This is a messenger RNA of Vitis riparia (riverbank grape), 1036 nucleotides long. RefSeq names its product glutathione S-transferase F13-like. Lineage: Eukaryota; Viridiplantae; Streptophyta; Magnoliopsida; Vitales; Vitaceae. The record is from RefSeq and is a predicted model, not a curated record. Gene Ontology annotation, cellular component: cytoplasm. The coding region runs from base 208 to 861 and encodes 217 amino acids. Gene Ontology annotation, molecular function: glutathione transferase activity; glutathione binding. The transcript is spliced from 3 exons.